Molecule: messenger RNA, 540 nt
Organism: Trichoderma breve
Lineage: Eukaryota; Fungi; Ascomycota; Sordariomycetes; Hypocreales; Hypocreaceae
Product: NACHT domain-containing protein
Exons: 2
Coding region: 1-540 (179 amino acids)
Source: RefSeq, a predicted model, not a curated record
AUGGCAGACAUGAUAUCGAACACGCAUGCUGGCUCCGUCGACCUCAAAGAUAACGCAAGAGCCCAUAUCGGAAAUGUCGUACACAUCCAUCAGGCAGAAGACCGGUGCCUUUCCGAUCUCAGAAAUACCGACCCCCGUCACGAUAAAGCUCGCAUAGAAGACACAAAAGGAGGUCUAUUUGAAGAUUCAUACCGUUGGAUCCUCGAGCAUAGCGAAUUUCGACAAUGGCGCGUCGACGAACAGAGCCGACUGCUCUGGAUAAAGGGCGAUCCCGGCAAGGGCAAGAUGAUGCUGCUCUGCGGUAUUGUGAACGAGUUAACCCCCCAAACGAGACUAAAGGACAAGGAAGCCAACACAGUGCUGUCCUACUUCUUCUGCCAGGCCUCCGAUGAGCGCAUUAACAGCGCCACAGCUGUGCUGCGAGGUCUCAUCUACAUGAUUGUGGAACAACAACCGGCGCUCGUCUCUCAUAUACAAAAACAAAAUCUUCUUAGAUAUCUUAGAAGAUGCAAGCCUAGAGCGGACUUUUGUGAUCAUUGA